Messenger RNA from Carya illinoinensis, 1803 nucleotides. Its product is annotated as ultraviolet-B receptor UVR8-like. Bases 60 to 1277 code for a protein of 405 amino acids. The transcript is spliced from 9 exons. NCBI's taxonomy places the organism in Eukaryota, Viridiplantae, Streptophyta, Magnoliopsida, Fagales, Juglandaceae. The record is from RefSeq and is a predicted model, not a curated record.
GGCAUAGAAAAAGCAGAGAGAGAGAGAGAGAGAGAGAUUGAAAAUUUGAAGCCCUCACAAUGAAUGGAAGUGUAAGAGAAGAGUGUCAGGAUAUGGAGGAAUGUAAAGAAGCGAUGGUGUAUAUGUGGGGAUAUAUACCGGGAGCUUCGCCGGAGAAAUCUCCGAUACUUUCUCCGGUUCCGGUUCGGCUUCCGGAAGGCGGUGUAGAAGCGUGGAAGGAUGUUUGUGGUGGUGGUUGUGGAUUCUCAAUGGCCAUCUCUGAGACGGGGAAGCUCAUAACGUGGGGCUCGGCAAACGAUGAAGUUCAAAGCUAUUUGACUUCAGGGAAGCAUGGGGAAACUCCAGAGCCUUUUCCUCUCCCCACUGAGGCUGCUGUGGUGAAGGCAGCUGCUGGUUGGGCCCAUUGUGUUUCAGUCACAGAAACAGGUGGCGUAUACACUUGGGGCUGGAAGGAGUGUGUUCCCUCUGAAACAUUUGUGCAUGAUUUGGUUAUUGGGGGAAGUUUACAAAAGGAUACUACUGGGAAACAGAAUUCACAACUAAAUGACCAAUCAAGUGCAAAGGAUCAACACUCAAAUAUGACUGGUGGCACAAUAUCUCAUGUUGAUAAGAAACAGAUGGGAGAGGAAAUUGGGAAGCGGAGGAAAAUAUCACUAGUGAAGCAAGAAUCUGAUAGCUAUGGGGAUGAUUUUUUCACAGCAUCGCCAUGCCUGGUGAAUUUGGGUGAUGGAGUCAGGAUCAUCACUGUUGCUGCUGGUGGGCGCCACACAUUAGCUCUGUCAGAUGUGGGACAGGUGUGGGGUUGGGGCUAUGGAGGCGAAGGGCAGCUAGGUUUGGGCAUUCGGGUAAAGACGGUGGCUACUCCUCACAUCAUAAAAUGUAUCGAGCAGUCUGCUUCAGGGAAAGAAAGCAUGAGUUCAUCAACAGAGGUUUCUAAGGUUCUUGGAAGCUGCGUGAAAGGAAUUGCUUGUGGAGGUCGGCAUAGUGCAGUGAUAACAGAUGCUGGGAGACUACUUACAUUUGGCUGGGGGCUUCAUGGACAGUGUGGGCAAGGAAGUACAGAUGACCAGCUCAGGCCAACUUAUGUCUCUUCUUUAUCGGGUAUCCAAGUGGAAAGAGUUGCUGCUGGACUCUGGCAUACCAUAUGUAUCUCUGCCGAAGGUCGUGCAUAUGCCUUCGGUGGGAAUCAGUUUGGACAGUUGGGUACUGAAGGUGACCAGGACGAGGUUGUCUUUCUCGAGAAUCACUUAAGAGGAUAUUAUCAUAUAACAAGCUAAAGGAUUCCUUCUUCUGCUUCAGAGUCUACCUAAGCUUUUGGAAGCUCUAAGUCUCAAGAGUAAGCAUGCCAAAAUAGUAUCUUGUGGCGCUCGACACAGUGCUGUACUAACAGGUUUGAUUUUUUCCAACUGCAACAAAGUGGCUUGAACAAGUCAGUUAUAUUAUGCUUGAUCGAUAAAAGAAAGAAAUCGAGUGGAAAAUAAAAUUAGAGAGGAAAUCAGACUGAUAUCCUGUAAGGUUACCAUGUCCUCCUGCAUGCAUAGGUUAUCACAAUGAGUGAUAGGAAUAGCAUCAUGCUGACAGCUGGAAAUAAACAUAAGAUUUACUUGUCAAAAAUAAAUAAACGUGCUAUCUCUCACUUGGAGUGUCUGUCUGGAUUCCUGAACGAUUAGUCUCAUGCAAGUUCUCUAGCCAAAUAUGAGGUUAAACAAAGCCCGAUAUUAAAAGACUUAUACUGUGAUAUGUGUUUGUGUUUCUUGAAGAGGACGGCCAACUAUUCAGCUGGGGAUGGAAUAAAUAUGGCCA